AUGAGCUUCAUUACUCGCAGAGCCCUUUCCACUCUCAUCCCACCUAAGGUGGCAUCCCCUACCGGGCUAGGUGCUGCUCAGGAUGCAGCACGUAUGCAGCGAGUAGUCAGCUUCUACGAAAAACUUCCUCGCGGCGCUGCACCAGAAAUCAAGCCAAAGGGUCUUGUUGGUAGAUAUCAAGCAAAGCACUUCGGGAAGAACCCAACGGGUACACGUAUGUUCAGACCACCACGACAGAGUGAACAAGACACUGACCGAAUUUCAGCCAUCAUCCAUGCUAUUGUCUUCUUGGUUGCUAUUGGUUAUGCCCAGAACUACUACUUCCAUCUUCGUAUUGCCUCCCAACCUUUGCUAUCUCAAGAGAUUCGCCUGCUGACUGAAUAUCAGGCCACCACAAGAACAACGCUCAUUAAGGAAGGGAUAUUGGGACUACGUGCGAUGGAGGCUUGUUAGACUACGAACGAUGUAAAUAAAUACGGAAAUACCAAGUCAAUUCUCUGAUCAAU
Messenger RNA from Cadophora gregata, 506 nucleotides. RefSeq lists its product as uncharacterized. The record is from RefSeq and is a predicted model, not a curated record. Bases 1 to 453 code for a protein of 150 amino acids. The transcript is spliced from 3 exons. Gene Ontology annotation, biological process: proton motive force-driven ATP synthesis. Lineage: Eukaryota; Fungi; Ascomycota; Leotiomycetes; Helotiales; Ploettnerulaceae.